Colletotrichum aenigma is the source of this 705-nucleotide messenger RNA. RefSeq lists its product as uncharacterized. The transcript has 2 exons. Bases 1 to 705 code for a protein of 234 amino acids. NCBI's taxonomy places the organism in Eukaryota, Fungi, Ascomycota, Sordariomycetes, Glomerellales, Glomerellaceae. The record is from RefSeq and is a predicted model, not a curated record.
AUGAUGUUCCGAAACUGUCAACCGCUUCUUGGAUGUCUCCUCCUUCUCAGGUGCGUGACAUCGUCUGUAUUACCACGUGCUGGCGACGAUGCCGGUAGUCACAACUGGAUCGACCACGACAAGGUUGUGCCUUUCACACAAAACGCGUCGCCGGGAUUCGAUGGCCAGCUCGAACUUCGCUUCAACCCCAAUCUCUAUGUCUCGGGAGGUUGCGACCCUUACGCAGCUGUAGAUAGCAGCGGAAAUCUUGGCGCUGGCUUAAGACCGACCGGAGGUGGAAGAGACGGCUGUGGCGAUGGCAAAGGCGGUCAAGUGUACGCCCGCCGCGGUGUCAGCCAGAACCGAGUGGGCAUAAUGUACAGCUACUACUUUCCUAAAGUUCGGUGGGCGAAAGGGGACGACAACGGCCACAAACACUAUUGGGCUAGUAUUGUUGUUUGGAUCAACCGCUGGGGAUGCGAUGUUGACGAUGCAACCUCGGCCUGGCCAGUUGGAGUCUCAUUCACGACCGACCACUUGAAAUGGGGCGUUGCAAAAGCUGGCGAUAUCACUUUCAAGUCUUCUGGCGUUGGCGUUGAUAUGCCCACCCGUCCUCAGAUCCAAAUUCACGACAAUGCCAUGGCACCUUUCACCGGCGCCGAUGGGGACAAGGUUUAUGGGAGGGACGUCAUUGGGUGGAAAUCCCUUCCCGAUAAUGCUCUUUAA